AUGUCAGCCAGCCGCCGACUUCCCCCGCCAGCCGCCGAGCCUCCCCGCCAGCCGCCAGAGCCUCCCCUCCAGCCGCCAGAGCCUCCCCCGCCAGCCGCAGAGCCUCCCCGCCAGCCGCCAGAGCCUCCCCGCCAGCCGCCAGAGCCUCCCCUCCAGCCCCAGAGCCUCCCCUCCAGCCGCCAGAGCCUCCCCUCCAGCCGCCAGAGCCUCCCCGCCAGCCGCCAAGCCUCAGCCGCCAGAGCCUCCCCGCCAGCCAUGAAGCCUCCCCGCCAGCCGCCAGAGCCUCCCCUCCAGCCGCCAGAGCCUCCCCGCCAGCCGCCAGAGCCUCCCCGCCAGCCGCCAAGCCUCCCCCGCCAGCCGCCAGAGCCUCACCCGCCAGCCACGAAGCCUCCCCGCCCCAGCCGCCAGAGCCCCCGCCACGCCAGCCAAAGCCUCCCCACUGGAACCUCCCCGCCAGCCCCAGAGCCUCCCCGCCAUCCCCCAGAGCCUCCCCCGCCAGCCGCCAGAGCCUCCCCCGCCAAGCCUCCCCGCCAGCCGCCAGGCCUCCCCAGCCAGGCCUCCCCCCAGAGCUACCCGCCAGCCAAGCCUCCCCGCCAGAGCCUCCCCGCCAGCCGCCAGGCCUCCCCGCCAGCCCCAGGCCUCCCCCGCCAGCCGCCAGAAGCCUCCCCGCCAGAGCCUCCCCCACCAGAGCCUCCCGCCAGAAGCCUCCCCCCGUCUCAUGGAUAA
This is a messenger RNA of Homarus americanus (American lobster), 726 nucleotides long. Its product is annotated as basic proline-rich protein-like. Bases 1 to 726 code for a protein of 241 amino acids. The transcript has a single exon. The record is from RefSeq and is a predicted model, not a curated record. Lineage: Eukaryota; Metazoa; Arthropoda; Malacostraca; Decapoda; Nephropidae.